Messenger RNA from Rhopilema esculentum, 7290 nucleotides. RefSeq lists its product as uncharacterized. The record is from RefSeq and is a predicted model, not a curated record. NCBI's taxonomy places the organism in Eukaryota, Metazoa, Cnidaria, Scyphozoa, Rhizostomeae, Rhizostomatidae.
GUCGCAGAGAUAGAAAGAUUUCUAUGUCUGCGACACCCUGUCGCAGAGAGUUGCAAAGUGUCGCAGAGUGUAGCAAACCAAAAGGUUCUGCGACACGCUACGACACUUUGCAACACUUUGCGAUUUAAUGGAAACCAGGCUUAAAGCUAAACAGCAAACCGGCAAUCGACAUCAGAUAAAUAUUUUUAGCAAUAAGAAGAAGCAUUAAAGAAGCAUUUUAUGAAUUUGAAACAUGCAUGGAACCUUUUAUGAUCAUUGUAUUUACUUGUGUAUGUUUGAUCAGAGAUUUAAUAAUAAUAAUAAUAAUUUACCAUAUUUAUACAGGAUAGCCUUUUCAGUAACGAUAAUACUGCUAUCACUAAGGGCCCUGUUAAAAUAAAAGUUUGUUAAGUAAAUGGUUCAAAAUUAUAAGUGAUUGAAGUUAAAGCUUAAAAAAAUUUAAAAGGCUAAAAAAGUUACACUACAGAAGUUAAAAAAGUUACAUUUAUAGUUUUUCUCUUUUUAUUUCUUUUCCUUCUUUAGAGUAUGUAUUGAGAACUGCAUAUAUUGGCAUAUAUUAGUAUUAUUUCAUAUAAGUUGCAACUCUGAGUUUCUCGCUUUAUGCGAUCGUCAAGCAAUUGUAAACAACUGCCUAAUAAUGUAAACAAAGCCACAAAAGAUGAAGUUGGAAACAAUUCAAUUGUCCCCUACGGAGGCGGAUUUUAUGGUGUUCGUUGAAUUUGCAGCAUGAUUCUUGUUAAGUUUAUUUGUAAAUAUAAAGAGCCAAACUAAACAAGUAUUAUCAAUGAGACAGUUACAAGGUAUGCUAGAUACGCGAAAAGAUGGCACUCAUAGCUUAUCAUAGCUUUUCGUGACUUGAGAAGGACUUGUGAUUUUUCAGGCAAAACCAAAAUGGAGUCUGAUGAUGAAAUUCUUGGUUUGUCUCCCAUCAGGAGGUAUAAUACCCUUGAUACCCAAAAGCAACCAAAGAUGGAAGACUUUUCUUCAUAUCGAAAUACAUUGACACUGUCAGACCUUCCACAGAGGUCCAGAUCAAUGAUGAACCUAUCUUCUGCCCAUCACUAUAAAAGAAACUCCUGGCUUCUUCCAGAGAGUCCAACAGUAUCUGAGAAACAAUCUCAGCUGACUAAGAGGAAAAGUCUUUCAGGAGCUCUGUUGUCACCUCCUCCAAAAACACCAAGUGUUGAAAGAUACCUAGAAAUUUUCUCAAGACUAAAAUCUGCCUACAGUGCCUUUCUUGAUGCCUGCAAGGAUGUUGAUUUGUCAAACUUUUCUAUCAAAGAAAAAUUGUAUUUUGAAAAGUGUACCAAGAAAUUGGAUACAAAGUUACAAAAGGUUGAAGACCUAAAUGAACUCUACGUUCACCAGGAGCAUAUGAGAGAAGGUGCUAAUAAAUUGUUGAAAACGAUGGAAAAGGAAAACAGCAAAAGAAUUAAAAAUGGAAUUGAUUAUUGUAGAAGCAACCUGAAGAAAAAUGUAAAUCGUCUCUGUGCAGUUCAAGAUGAAGUAAACGACAUGGCUGGCAGCAUGAGAAUCGAAAUCGUAGGCCUCAUUGGUUUUGCACGAUUGAGUUCUGGUGAUGUCUAUAGCGUUCAUUUCAAGCACGGCUAUGACAAAUUUACAUCUAAAUGCAAGGUUGUUGGACAAGGACAGAAAUGGACAAAUGCUCAGGUAGCGCUGAAAAUAAAUGCAGCUCAUGAUAUUAUAAUAAAGGUCCAUGAAGUACGGAAAAUUAACACAAAUUCCGUGGGAGUUGUCACUUGCCCAAUUUCAAAUUUUCUUUCUGCAGAUGGACAGGAAUUUGUUCUUCCAGUGAAUAGCACGGGCUCUUUGAAAUUGAAAAUCAUGGCUUUUUGGAGUCCAUUUGUUAACAAGGAGAGUAGCUUUAUGGCUGGGAAGAUCAGUAUGCCGGAUGAGUCACGGCUUGACACUUUGUCGGAUACCAGUGGUACACAGAGCCCAUGCUCAACACCAAAAAGUGGAACAUUGUCAUCAAUGCCAAGCUUAUCCACUAACAAUGGUACUUUGACAUCGAUGAGAAUUUCUGUUAGUGGCACAUACCUGUCUCCUCAAGCACGUGUAAUCAAACAUUCAAAAGCAGAUGGAGGAAAAAUGAACAUCAACGGAUCAGUUACAAGCAACGAUAGCUCAUCGUGGGUCGCGUCUGUUCGAGCGAACUCAUUGCCAGAUAUUGCAAAGACUUUCGAGAACACUGGUGAUGCUAUAGACAACUCGGAUAGCCAAAGCACAGUGAAUGUUGACAAUAAAAGCGUUAAGCAUAGCAUUAAACACGCUUCAUCUUGUGAUUAUUUGAGCGAAAACGUUGUCUUGCGAGACACUGCGCCAAAAGAGAAGCGGAAGCCAAGGCCGAUUACAUUAGGCCCAACUUUCACAAAUGGAUUUUCGUCACAGUCUGAUUAUGAAAAUGUUGUUAAUUUGAUAACUACUUCAAUUAUCGGUGAAAAGCCUGACGUUAUCCCAGAUAAAGAUUCCUUAAGAAGCAAAAAGAGCCAAAGACCUAAGUCAGUCGCCCCGUCGUUUAUGCCGACUCCGUUGCCUGAUUACCCGACAAAUUUUUCGCCAAGGUCGUCAACGGUGAGUCAGCCGAUGCAUAUAAUUCUAGAACCAGAUUACUCGCCUCCUUACGAAAAUUCAGAUUCUGCCAAAAUUAAUGAACUUGAAAAAGAAGGCUCGGACCCCAAAAAGCAAGGAGCUGCACAUGCAUACGAAAACGUGACGUUGAAUAACAACACUGAGACCGAAGACCUUGCAGCUGUUAGCAUGGAAAGAAACUUGCCAGAAGUCUAUACAGACAAUCAUUCAAACACCGCUAGCCCCGACUCGGACAAUGAAAAUAUGGAACCGGAUCAGAGUAUUGAAAAUGAUGAUACAGUACCGGAAGUACGAGCAAUGUUGUUGGAUAUAACGGUCCGGCUAAGCUCAAUACCUGAAGCCUAUUCAAUAAGAGCAGAAAAUUUAAAGGAGGUGGUAAAUGUACUUCUUGAACUACUUCAGGAAAAGAAGAAGCCAAUUUCACGAACCGAGUCAAUAGAGAAUGCUCUGAAUUCAAUUGAUAGCGCAUUCGACUUUUUGUCCGAGCACCAAACGCUGAAACCGGACCGGCCGCUGGUUGUGACCGAAAGUCGGAUAUACCCCGGCAGCUGGAGAAUCUUGAAAAAGGCACUCGUGUGUCAUCUUCGCUGUUGUCAAAAUUUGCUUCAGCAACUUGAAGUCAUGAACAGUCCACUAAAAAUAAAGCAACAGAAAUGCUUAGGCAAGCUACUUGUACAAGCUAAAUCGAUCGAUGAAAUAUUCAAAAAUUUGACUAACGAACCGCCUAUUUCUCCAGCUUCAGCUUCCCUUGCAAUAGACAUUAGUGGACAGGCUUCAAAAUUAUGGCAGAGUCAUUUCUUCAAAGCCGCAUUCGAAUGUAAUGCUGAACAAUUGACAGUUACAUUAAGCGAAAUUUUGAAGAAACAAAUCACUAAAACAGAGUCGAGUGUAUUUAUGCAAAGGAUUCAAGAUAUGGAUUCUGAUCAGGAUGAAGUAGAAAUGAUCACCGUCUUCCAAUUUGCUAAUUUCUUGUCAAGGCACCAAAAUCUGGCUGGUUAUUACGAAAGUGUUCGUAAGGAAGAGAGAUUGCUCAAGAUUUUGACCCAAGAUGACGAUUUGCUGGUUAUGUCAGCGCUGCAAGACAGAAAAGCAAUACCCAUUGUCCCCAGUUGUCUGAAACUCAUUUCACAGAAGCUUAGCACAAGAAACAAGACAAUGCAAAGAGUUAUUGUUGACUUUUUAACAAAACUGGCUAUUAAAAGUAAGGAAGAGGCCAUUGAUGUUUAUCUUGAAAUGCUGGAUGAUGAAGACGAAGAAACAAGGUUAUCUGCUUGCUACGCAUUGAAAUACCUCGAGGCUGCAAAGGCCCAAGACUUCAUUGCCUUUCUUUGGAAGAAUGACACUGAUGUUGUGAGAAAAGCUGCUUUUGAUGCACUUAAAGUGGUCGGUUUCCCGCCUGGAAUGGAGUUGUCAGUUACUGAGAAAAAGCUUCAAUACAGUGAAGUCUCAACAAGGUUGUGAGCUCGGCACAUUGCUAUUCAUUCAGAUUGCUAUGUAACCCACGCACCUAACAUGCUAAGAAUUUGGUAUGAAGAGAUAAUGGACGUUGGUAUGCUUAGACCUGUCGUAUAUGUUGCUGUAUUUCGUUUUGAUUGCACACUAGGUCCUUUCGGAUGCAUCCAACUAUGGCUGCGUUAGAAACGUACUCCAAACUCAAACGCAAGUAACAUUAAUUGCGAUAGCUUUUUUAGGCAGCUGAAUUAUUUUUAUGAUUUUUUUAAUCGUUUUAGCGCAAAUUUAAGAUACCCUAGGAGACUAACCUGCCCUGUGGCUGCUUCCUGUCCCAGAGCAAUAAUCUGAUGUUAUACAAAUAUUUUGAUAUUUUUUAAGGAUUUUAGAAAAUAUGAGUUUUGAAAAUAUUCUAUCCCUGUGCUGCAAUAAUAAGGUUUUUUUUAUCCGAUUAAUUUGAUAUUGUUUCACUUGUACACAGAGAAAGUCUUGAUAAUACCUGUUAUUUGUCCUACGUUGUAAAUGUGUAAACUAAAUGUGUACCACACUAUUAGUGUACCAGAUGAGUGUCUCUGUAUACCCGCUAUCAAAGAAACGCUGAAUAUUCACAACGGAUAUCUAUGUUGUUAAUAAAUAAGAGUUUUGAUGGGACUGGAGAGUCUUGAUGAAGAGUAAACGGAAGUGAUUAUCAGUUAGGCCAGUCAAUGAUAAGAUAAUUCUGUAAGGUCAAUCAAUGUUAAAGGUUUAGAUUAACGUUGCUUUAGAAAAUUGAGACCCCUUAUACACGGGUACAUUUUCAAGUGAGGACGCAGUCAUUUUAUUUAGUGUUUACCUCAUGUUUACAUAAGAAUGAUGCACCUCUGGCGCAAAUGUUUAUACACACCGUCCGAAAGGAAAUCGUUUGUAAACGCAAUGAUUUGGAAAGGCAUCAUUUCGAUGUACACGCAGAGCUUUUGAUUCGUUUUCAUAUGAAUACCCGGUAUUUACUGGUCCAUCGAGACGAGGCGGAAGUUCUGUGACCAGGCCUAAGAAGGUUUUUGAUGGUAUAAGCAAUAAGGAAUCAUCACUUGUGGUUUUAGAAUUUUGAACUGUAAUUCUAGGCGACUCAAUUAUCGUAAUUUCAAGUUUCCUUUAUUUCUAAGCUGCUUCUUCAGAGCAUAAUUCUAUUGACUAUGUUCUGAACAGCCCCAUCUUGGGUUAAUUUUAGUUUUUCCUACAUUGAUAAAAAUAUAUAGAUAUUCGUGGUCUAUAACGAUAAAAUAUACAUCGGUGGUAAUUCGUUGUCUUUUACUAGAAUUUAAGACCCCGUUUACACUGUCCCGUGCAAGUUUGGAACCGUGACAAAACUGUCGCGGUUCGCCCUUCCGUUUACACUAGCACUGUGGAACCGUGACGAUUUUGCUCUGCUAUCCGGAACAGUUUGGACCCUGCUUUGAAAGCGAACGAAUUUUGUACCGUCACGGUUCCGUUUUUGAACGGGACAGUGUAAACACCUAUCCGAGACGAUUUUGUCACGGAUUCACAAAGAGGUCUUUUGUAUGGCUGUUUGAGGUAAUCGAGGCUUUGAUUGUGGCGUAACUACGUUGUCGAAUUCUGAAGAAAAGGAAAUUCUGAAGAAAAGACAACCACAGAAAAGGCUUGUAUUGUUUCCCAGCCCAAGCCUUGAUUGGACUUUGCAGUUUUGUAGUCUAAAAUAACACUGAAAAUUAAAGCCACCUUGUUGUUCGUCCAAGUAAAGUUUUUAUCGGCCUUCCACUGCAUUUUAACUCUCAAUAAAAAUUCGAUUGUUGACUUCGGCGGCAAAAUAAAAGCCUUGGUUCAUUAAAUACAGCUUCUUCUAAACAAUGUUCUGCCAUUAAAUUCUGAAGCCAUUUUGGAACCGCGACAGUGUAAACACUUGCGAACCGUAACGGUACAAAAUUGUCCCGGGACAGUGUAAACGGGGUCUAAGUAUAUAUAAUUAAUUUAACAUGGUUGACUUAUUUAGAAAGUAGCAUUUUUUGCCUAGUUUAGAUUUUAUUUUGCAGAUAAAUUUGUAACUUUUGUAUGUGAUGAACCACGGCCAGGAUAGUAUAUCUAGAAUUCUUAUCUUGCAAAAGUUUGUCUUUUAAAGUGUUUUCAUUAACUUAUGAUUUUCGUUUAUCUUAGAAAUAAAUUUAAACCCUUGAGCAUUGUUGUAUCAACCGUUUUUGUUUUGAAAUAUAUUAUAUGCCUUUUGGUUGGAUAUACGAUCAAAUGUACCGCAUUGAAUGGUGAAUUUGUGAAUAACCAGUUUUGCUUAAAUAGAAAAUGUCAGUUACUGUCGGCUUGUUGAAUAAUAUGCAUAAUUUGAAUUUUCUGUCCAGGUUUACAUCGACACGAUCAGACUCGUAAAAAGUAGAAGCAGUUACGUAUAUGCUACCAUAAUUUGUGGAAGGUUAAAUCAGGUGCCCAAAAUUAUGUCUUACUUCUGAAGUGCUUACUUUUGAUGUUGAAGCAGCCAAUAGGCUUUGUCCGUUUUUAUGUGCGAAGAAUGAGGACAUUAAGUUGGAAUGUGGGGGAUAAGUUAUUAGGGAUGAGGGGGGUGAUCAAGGAUUUAGGGCUGUGGGGUCGUACUCCCCCAAACACCAAGCCUUCAGACCCCUCUUCCUUAUCGAUUAUUUGACAUUUACUCUGAUGAAGCUCUGUAUGCUGGGAUGAGAUUUUAUUUUGAAACUUGAUUUAUCUUCAAGUUAUAUUUGACAACUUAUCUGAUUCUCGUCAUGGUUUUGAUUUGGUCCUGCCUAUCACUCUUUACCACACUUUAUCACUCUUUACCACAUCACUCAUUGUAAGAUUCAAAGAACCCGGGGAGACAGACAGACUACCCUAGUACCUUCUUACAUAUACUCGAUGAGUAUCUGGUCUUAUCAGCUUCUUGUACAGCCUCUGAAAAACUGUUUGCUCUGCUUCCAAGUGGGAUAUAUUAAUAUUUGUAGUGGUAAAUGUAAUUGCUGCUGUAAAUAAGUACGCUUGGCGCUACAUCGUUGCGCCAAUUUUUUUGUUAAUUGACUCGCAUAUCACAUUAUUUUGUAUCCAUUACACGCCGGGAACAAUCUUCAGAUAACCUGAACCAAAUGCAGAGCGUUUAACUUGUAACCGAUGAAUCUCAAACUCGUUAGUAACGAAGACUUAAUUAGAUAGGUUUCUUAUUUUUGAUUGCAUAUGAAUUAAAGAUUGGUAAUGAAUUAUAAUUAUGUACGAUGUUUA